AUGAUCGCCCGCGCUAUCGGUCCCGGUGCGGAGAGCCAUGCAGCUUUGCCUCCAAGUGGUCCGUUUGGCAUAUCCAGCCAGCUGCGGUGCGGUGCUGGCUGCAUCUGCCAGUUGCGCAUUUGCAUUUGCGUUUGCGUUUGCCCCCUCCCCCUCCUCAAACUGCCCACCCCCACGAAGCGCCCCGAGCCGGGGGUUUGGUUUGGUUUGAUCUGGUCUGGUUUGAUCUGGUCUGAUCUGAUCCGAUCCGAUCACAAUCCCGCAACGGUCGAGUCGAAUUCCAAGAUCAUGCAAAACGCAAACCGGGCAAAAAGGCAAGAAAAGAAGCAACAGGCAAGCAACGCAGCGCAUCAUAUCACAUCGCGUCACAUCGCAUCGCUUCGCAUCCCUAUGGGCCUGGGCUGGGCUGAGAUGAAUGCCACUGACACAACAAGUGUGGCGCAGCAACGUACUUCCAGUUCAUUCAGACGAUUCAGCAAAAAGGACAAGCGGCCUUGGUCAGAAAUGAAGCAGAAAAUGACAGGGCAGGGCAAGGCAGGACAGGACAAGACAACUGAUCUGCAAACACCGGCUCCCCCCGACCCAGCCAGCCCCGCACGCCUCCCCCUAUCACCCGGCCCUAUGGCAGGGCUCGAUGGGCGAAAAGCCGUGAUGACGAUGCACGAUGCCCGAUCGCGCAGGUGUGCUCGGCCAUUUCUCAUUCCCCGGACCGGAGGAGAGUGGGAUGGGGCGUAA
Penicillium waksmanii is the source of this 732-nucleotide messenger RNA. RefSeq lists its product as uncharacterized. Bases 1 to 732 code for a protein of 243 amino acids. The transcript is spliced from 3 exons. The record is from RefSeq and is a predicted model, not a curated record. Lineage: Eukaryota; Fungi; Ascomycota; Eurotiomycetes; Eurotiales; Aspergillaceae.